AUGAGUCAGAAUAUUCCAGCGUGGAAGAAAAUUGGUUUGAAGAUCAAGGACGAUGUGCAAGAUGAUCCAAUAGCUUUGACAACACAUAUAGAAGAUGUCAAGGUAACGAACAAACAAGCUAAAAAGCUCAAUAAACAGAAAAGAAAGUUAGAAGAAUCAAACAAUGAUGACAAAAGAGAACCUAAAAGAGUUAAGCUACCUAAGUCCGAAAGAGCUCCUCCACCAGAAAAGGAUCAAUUGGCCUAUUUGCGUCAAUAUGAGAAUGAUAAGUUGAAUUGGAAGUUCAGUAAACAGAAACAAAAUUGGAUAUUAAAGAACAUUAAGAACAUACCGAAAGAUUACGAAGCUGCAUUACAGUCCUACCUUGAGGGCUUGCAAGGAGGAUCCAGGAAAAGGGUGGUGGACGACUUGAUGGAGGUUAUCAAGAAGUGGAACAAAGCAGCAGAAGAAGCGGAAGCAAGAGUCGAGAGAGAAAUACAAAGACAACUCAGCGGCGAGACAACCAAAGAUGAUGAUGAGGAUGAAGAAAAAAAUGAGGAUAAAAAGGCUAAGCGUCAAACAUCUGAAUCAGAAGAGACAGUCCCAGACUAUGAUUAUGCGAAGAGAUGCGGUGUACUUGUUAAAAUUCUUAACGAUGAAGAUAUAGAGUUGAAAGGUAUCGCGAUAACUGAUGACGAUAUUAAAAUUGGUGGAAUCGGCGAAGAUAGCGAACAGCUGACUGAAGUAACCGAAGAAAUUAAACAAACCGACGGCGAGGAAGAAGAAGGCAAUAAAGAAAGUGACAAUGUCCAAGAUAACCUUACGAUCGAUGAAGUAGAAGUCUCGGGUUUGUCAAAAAGUGAUGGCCACAUUGAUCGUAUAGAACGUAACAAAGAAAAAUCCAAUGAUAUCUCAAGAGAGAAAGAAUCUCAUGAAACCACAUCAGAAGAACCUGCAUCAGAACAAGAAUUACAAGCAAAAGAAGAGAAGAAAGAUAAAUCUAAAAAGAAAAAUAAGGAUAAAGUUAAGGAUCUGUCUGAGGGUAAGAUAACUAAGAGUAAAAAAGAUAAGAAAGAGAAGAAGAAGGAUAAGAAGAAGAAGAAUAAAGAUUGA
Debaryomyces hansenii CBS767 is the source of this 1092-nucleotide messenger RNA. RefSeq lists its product as uncharacterized. The transcript has a single exon. Lineage: Eukaryota; Fungi; Ascomycota; Pichiomycetes; Serinales; Debaryomycetaceae. The record is from RefSeq and is a predicted model, not a curated record. The coding region runs from base 1 to 1092 and encodes 363 amino acids.